Puntigrus tetrazona (Sumatra barb) is the source of this 4166-nucleotide messenger RNA. RefSeq names its product SUZ12 polycomb repressive complex 2 subunit a (gene suz12a). The coding region runs from base 540 to 2582 and encodes 680 amino acids. Gene Ontology annotation, cellular component: nucleus; ESC/E(Z) complex. Gene Ontology annotation, molecular function: chromatin DNA binding. The transcript is spliced from 16 exons. Lineage: Eukaryota; Metazoa; Chordata; Actinopteri; Cypriniformes; Cyprinidae. The record is from RefSeq and is a predicted model, not a curated record.
CAAUGUCCAAACUCGAGGUUUUAUCAGCUGUGUGGAAUACAUUCAAGACGGAGGGCGGGUAAUAUCCACAGCACUUUCGACUUGAGGCUGUUUCUCAUAGGGUACAAAGCUUUUGGGCUCACUCGUAUACUCUUAACAAAUAAACAGCGGCGAGAUCCUCGUAAACGGGCCGCUAGCCUUCACGCGUUACUUUCUGCCGCGGUGUUUUUUGUGUGUUGUAGUCAAGCGCUCGACAUCGCGUGGAUCCAAAUUAACGUUACACAUGAUCCGAUAAGAGUUCGCGACGCGCUCGGUUCUUCACGCGGAUGAGGCGUCGUUGCGUUCUUUCUACGUCUUCACGUAACGAUACAUUUGUGUUGUCGCGAAUUCCAUCCGGUCUGUAAAACAAACUGAAGUGCCGGCGCGUUUAUGUUAACUGUUACUUUGUUGAGGGGGCGAACCGGUCUCGGCUGCUCUCCCUUUGUUUGGGCCCAGGACUCGGCUGAAUCCACUGGAGCUCCGUCUCAAACGUAUUAUUCGACCGCGAACGCUAUUUUAGGAUGGCUCCACAAAAGCACGGAUCUGGUGGGAACGGGUUUUAUGCCAACAGCGGCGCGAGCAAAGCGGCUAAUGGAGGAGCGCACGUAUCGUCCGGUGUUGUGAUGACUUCAGUCAAGCGACCCAAGAUGGAGCAGGUCCAAGCCGACCACGAACUCUUCCUGCAAGCCUUCGAGAAACCAACUCAAAUCUACAGAUUUCUUCGCACAAGGAAUCUUAUAGCACCAAUCUUCCUGCACAGGUCUCUUACCUACAUGUCUCACAGAAACUCAAGAACAAAUUCAAAGAGAAAAUGUUUCCGCGUCAAUAACCUGCUGUUCAAAGUAGAGAAGUCGAAGAUGGAUCUGGAAUCUCACAACGUGGCAUCAAACCUGCAGCUCACUUUUACUGGAUUUUUUCAUAAAACUGAGAAACCAUUGCAGAACUCAGAGAAUGAAGAAAACUCUGUGUCCGUGGAAGUGCUACUCGUCAAGGUCUGCCACAAGAAAAGAAAGGAUGUAAGUUGUCCAGUAAAGCAAGUGCCUACAGGUAAAAAGCAGGUGCCUCUGAACCCAGACAGCAGUCAGACCAAGCUGGGAGCUUUCCCCACACUGAUCGUGCCCAGCCAAGAGUUUGAGCCCAGUAACAGCCACAUGGUGAAGUCCUACUCCCUUUUGUUCAGAGUGUCUCGUCCAGGGGGGAGAGAGCACAACGGCGUGGCCACCAGGGAAACCAAUGUUAUGGAAGAGCUGUCUAACAGAAAGAAGAGAUACUGCUCUAAUCAGGAUGAUGGAGAAACAACAUUUGUGGCGCAAAUGACUGUUUUUGACAAAAAUAGACGCCUCCAGCUUUUGGACGGUGAGUAUGAAGUCUCAAUGCAGGAGAUGGAGGAGAGUCCUGUAGGCAAGAAAAGAGCAACGUGGGAAACCACACUAGAUGGGAAGUGGCUUCCACCCUUCGAGACCUUUUCUCAGGGACCAACGCUGCAGUUCACUUUGCGAUGGACCAAUGACACGGCUGACAGGGGAACGGCGCCAGUGGCCAAACCGCUUGCCACACGCAAUUCUGAGUCCAGCACAGUAGACAGCAGCAAGCCUAGCAAUGUGAAGCCGCCACAGGCAGUAGCUGUUAAUGAAUCAGUUGGUGCUGAUCUACAAGUGAGAAGAGAACAAACUCAUGUCGAACCUCGUCAGAAGCUACGUGUUUAUUAUCAGUUCCUGUAUAACAAUAACACACGGCAGCAGACAGAGGCCAGAGACGACCUGCACUGUCCCUGGUGCACGUUGAACUGCCGAAAACUCUACAGCCUCCUCAAGCACCUCAAACUCUCCCACAGCCGCUUCAUCUUCAACUAUGUGCCUCAUCCUAAAGGAGCCAGGAUAGAUGUAUCGAUUAAUGAAUGCUAUGAUGGAUCUUAUGUGGGCAACCCUCAGGACAUCCACUGCCAGCCUGGCUUUGCCUUCAGUCGCAACGGCCCAGUGAAGAGGACUCCAGUUACACACUUCCUUGUCUGCAGGCCCAAGCGCUCAAAGCCCAGCCUCUCUGAGUUCCUGGAGUCUGAGGAUGGAGAACAGGAGCAGCAGCGGACGUACAUCAGCGGACACAACCGCCUGUACUUCCACAGCGACAGCUGCAUGCCGCUUAGGCCACAGGAAAUGGAUGUGGACAGUGAAGACGAGAGGGACCCGGCAUGGCUCAGGGAGAAGACUGUUAUGCAAAUCGAGGAGUUCACGGAUGUCAAUGAGGGAGAGAAAGAGGUCAUGAAACUGUGGAACCUGCAUGUAAUGAAACAUGGAUUCAUAGCUGACAACCAAAUGAAUCAGGCCUGCAUGUUGUUUGUGGAGCAGCACAGCAGCAUCAUCCUCGAGAAGAAUCUGUGCCGGAACGUUCUGCUCCAUCUGGUCAGCAUGCACGACUUCGGCUUGGUAAAUACCACAACCAUAGACAAGGCCAUGGUUCACCUGAGAGAUCUGAAACAGCAAACGGAUGACCAGCAGCAAUCCAAAACACAAGACAGUGCUGAUGAUGGAUCCAGCGGCGACGGUGAAGCCAGUGUAUCAAAUUAAGUCAAGACCCAGAAUCACAGAAAGCACCUCCUCACACUCUGCGUUGAAUGGAGUGUCAGCGGGCGUCACGUGCCCCCUGGACUUGAGAGCCACCAUAGUCUGCUCGCUCGCUGGGUUAAAGUUGAUGUCGAGUUAGAAGCGGGUUAUGUGCUUCAAACGCCACAUUCUCUGCAGAUCAUGAUUUUUGGGCUGAUAUCAUCAGAGUUCAAAGCAACUCUUUACCUAGAUUCAGAUUACUUGAAGAUGCCAUUAGUCUUUAUGAUGGACUGUAUAAGCAGGUCAGAUUUUUCUCUUCCCACACAGCCCUGUAGCUCUAGAAAAUUUUUAGCACUUGUUUUAGGUGCCUGUUUUUAAAAGGACUAUGAAAAGAUUUUUUUAAUAUAUUUUGAAUAUUGAUGGAUGGAAAUGGCUCCUACAAACUUGCUUUUACUGCAUAUUUUUCACAGGGGUUGAUACCAAUUCUAAAAACGUAAGAAUUUUAGUUUUGAUUGUGUACAGGUUUUUUUUUUUUUUUUUGGAGAGAUUUUCAUGAUUUCAGUUUGUGCCACCAAGGGUUUUUUUUUUUUUUUUUUCUUCCCUCUCUAGAUGUUGUAUGGACCAAAGUUUUAUUGGUCUGUUUUUGGUGGCUUAGUAUCCACUUUAACGCUGCACCACACUUGAAGACUUCAAAUGACUUUUUUUUUUUUUUUUUCUUUUGGAUUGAAGAACGAGCAUCAGUGCUGCAGGCCGUGUGCAUCUACAUUGCAGUGGUUAUCAAGAUUUUCAUAGCCUUAAUUCCACUGACCUUGCAACACAAACGUACAGGUACAGGGUACUACAAUGCAGUGGGGUGGCGAAGCCUUGCAGAAAUGUUUACACUUGCCUUACCCAUGGAAACAUGGAUUCUAAGCAGGGUUUGAACUUUUGGUCUAAAUCAGUGCGAACAGGUUUCUUUUUUUCUUUUUUUCUUCUUCUUCUUCUUCAAAGACGCUUUACUGCACAUAAUACUGUGUCCAGUUCCAUACAUUAGUUUUAUCAGUUUCUCAUUUCCACUAGUCCUUCAUGGUGCCCAUUUGUUUGAUUUUUCAGGUGUUUGAGGAAACCUGUUGUAACGUGUACAUAAGUUUAGUGAUUAUGACAUGAUGGCUUUGCUGAAGGGGACUGCAUUCCAGAAGGAAUAUAAUUUUAGACCAAAGUAAAAUUGCUAUAAUGCUUGUUUAGUUGAUUUCGAAUCAGAAAUGUAAGUCUUCAUAGUUUUUUUUUUGUUGUUGUUGUUGUUGUAUGCAUAUGUUCUAAAAGAAAGGGAUCUGUUUGUGAAUCAUUACUGCUUUGUUUUAACUGUGCACUGGGUUAAAAAUAUUUUUGGUCGAUAUUGGAGAUCGAUCACUGAACUGGCUGAAGCCGUUGCGUAAUUGCAAUUUGCGUAACGCUCAAUACAGCAAUGAUUACACAAGAUGUGGAUUACUGAUAUAAAGUAAUGUCAAAAAAGAUAUUUAUAUCUUGAAUAUGAACGUUCAUAAACCUGCUUGAGUUUCUGAAUUAUGCUGAAACAUGCUUGAGGUUGCUCUUUAUUUAAAAUAAAGAUUUGUUUUGUUUUGCAAUCGA